Molecule: messenger RNA, 414 nt
Organism: Lepus europaeus (European hare)
Lineage: Eukaryota; Metazoa; Chordata; Mammalia; Lagomorpha; Leporidae
Product: large ribosomal subunit protein eL28-like
Exons: 1
Coding region: 1-414 (137 amino acids)
Biological process (GO): translation
Cellular component (GO): ribosome; cytosolic large ribosomal subunit
Molecular function (GO): structural constituent of ribosome
Source: RefSeq, a predicted model, not a curated record
AUGUCCGCGCACCUGCAGUGCUCCAGCUUCCUGAUCAAGAGGAACAAGCAGAGGUACAGCACAGAGCCCAACAACCUGAAGGCCCGCAACUCGUUCCGCUACAACGGGCUGAUCCACCUCAAGACUGUGGGCGUGGAGCCGGCGGCCGACCGCAAGGGCGUCGUGGGGGUCAUGAAGCGCAGAUCCGGCCAGCGGAAGCCGGCCACCUCGUACGUGCCCACCAUCAUCAACAAGAAAUCCCGGGCCACGCUCAGCACCACCCGGCACAUGAUUCGCAAGAACAAGUACCGCCCCGACCUGCGCAUGGCCGCCAUCCGCAGAGCCAGCGCCAUCCGCAGAGCCAGCGCCCUCCUGCGCAGCCAGAAACCCGUGAUGGUGAAGCAGAAUCGCACCCGCCCCACCAAGAGCUCCUGA